Funneliformis caledonium is the source of this 255-nucleotide messenger RNA. The record is from the annotation of a GenBank genome assembly. Lineage: Eukaryota; Fungi; Glomeromycota; Glomeromycetes; Glomerales; Glomeraceae.
AUGCAACCAAAAGAUUCUCAGAGAGUUUUAGAACUAUUUCAGUCAUGCUUGACAGAUGAGACUUCAUAUUGGAUCAAAAAUAAACUUAUAGUAGUCUUAAAUAAUAUUAACAUAAUGGCCGCUAUGAUUAAUGCACUAGAUGGUAUCCUAUCACCAGCAUUACCAAUUGGAGUUACUGGCGCUACAGUUAUUUUAGCACAUAAUAUUCAUACAAAUGAGAAUUGGUCUCUUGCUGAAGGGUGUCUUGGACCAUAG